CCAAAUUACACGGAACGCUUUCUUGGAAACCUCCUCUUCGGCCACCUCCACGACUCGGAGAGCCAUGGUGAUCGCCUACGGAGAAGACGAAGACGGCCCCGCUGCCUCGUCCCCUCCCCCGCAGCCGCCGCCGUCGCACCUCUCCCGGUCGAGACUGCACAAUUUCACUUUCCCUACCAGCAGCUGGGGCUCCCAUCGCACCCUCCGUUGCUCCAACCUCCCCUUCGGCGGCGAUCCCGACAACGCCGGAUCGGUGGCUCCCGCUGUCGAUCAGAACAGCCGGGCGAGCAGGCGGCGGCCGCUGUCCCCUCCGGAUAAAUCCUUUCUCCUGCAGAAGCAGUCCGCGAGGUUCAGGGACUCGAAGGAGGGGGAAGUGGAACGACGGGAGGAAGCGGAGGCCGAGAGGUGCUUUUCUUUGCCUGCUGCUGCGGAGGCGGAGACUGCGGUAAUCGCCAAGCCGUGGAAUCUGAGGACCCGGAGGGCGGCGUGUAAUGCUCCGUCUGAGAACGGGGAGUACCUCUACCCUGUCUUGGCUUCCGGGUCCUCGUCGCUUUUCGAGGCAGAGAAGAGCUGCCCCGCGGCGGAGAUGAUGAAGAGGAAAUCCAGCGGAUCGGAGAAUGGGGAACGCCAGAAAUUCUCGGUAUCACUAUCUCGGGACGAGAUUGAACAGGACAUUUGGGCGAUUAAGGGGAGAAAGCUUCUCCGGAGGCCAAAGAAGAGACUUCGAAUCGUGCAGCGACAGCUCGAUUUGCUUUUUCCUGGAUUGUGGUUGUCGGAGGUAACUCCGGAAACAUACAGGAUCGAUGAAUGAGUUGUUGCUACACAAGUCGGUGAGUACGCUGACGAAGGGGAGCGUUCAUGGAUUUUGGAUGCUGAUUAUUCCUGCAUUCCUGUAUCAUGGUUAGUUUGGUAUCCUAUUUUUUAAUCUGUGAAAUGAAGCUUGAAUACAAGUAAGAUAUGUUUGGGUUUAAUCUUCUUUAAGAUUGCUUCUUUAUUAACGUGGUUUGUCAAUAUUGUUUUUGACCAUCGAAUUCCAUUAUAUCUUAGAAGAGCUUUUGCUAAUUAGUGAGAUUUGUUAUUAUUAUUAUUAUUUGAUAAAGUUGUGAUCUUCUUACUCUGAAAGUUGUGUCAUUUUGAAUAAAAUAAGUGGAGGUAAUUUUUUUGUCUAAGUUAAAUUUGAUGAAGCAUUUCACGGAAGGAAAUCUAUGGAGAGUAACCACAAGAAUACAUCAUUUAUCUUCUCUGCCUUUUGAUGUCAUCUACCCCUCUCCAUAUCCAAGAAGAAGUCGGCUUCUUGUACUGUGCCAACUGAGAAUUUUUAGAGAAGUAGUUCGAAUACGUUAUGGUUCUGUGCACGUUCAAUCUUUAACGAAGGCCGGUCAACAUUUGGUGGAUGUGGAUGACCGUGACCUUCCAAUCAAUGGGGGUGGGAAUUCGAUGUAUGAUUCUGGGUUUAGCACUACAGGGAAGAUACAUUGGCACUUAAAGGUCUCAUUCAAGCAUUUGUUCGACAGAGGUGCUUGUCCUCUGAAUAAAUACACAACUCGAUGGGUAGGAAAUGCUAAAAUGAUUUGAGAUCAACAACCAUUCCUCGUGCAGGUCCCUUGAUGUUUGCCUUUAGAUGCUGCUCCUUCUGUCCAGCUGCAGUGUUACAAGUUCAAUAAUUUCUUAGGUGCAUAUUCAUGCAAAGAUGCAAAAAUCCAAUCAGAAAUGAUGCCAUAAUUGAACUAUCGAGUGCUGGUACAUCUUAUCUUUUGCACUUGUUUCAAACAUUUUGCUCCCAAAGACAACAACACAUCAUAAAUCUGCAUUUAGCUGUAACUCAAACUCGAAUGAGUAUUGAAAUAUUUCAUGGUCCAACAACUUGCCUGUGGACAGCUGAAAUAUUUCGUAGUCCAUGCAUGUGCACAUCAUUGUAUUGUUUUAGUGCUCCUCAUUUUACUUAUGUAGUUCGAGUAAACACUCAUACGAGCUCAGAAUUUCUUUUCUUUUUGUAACUAUGCUGCUCUAUGUAGUU
Molecule: messenger RNA, 2017 nt
Organism: Musa acuminata subsp. malaccensis (wild Malaysian banana)
Lineage: Eukaryota; Viridiplantae; Streptophyta; Magnoliopsida; Zingiberales; Musaceae
Source: RefSeq, a predicted model, not a curated record